This is a messenger RNA of Sorghum bicolor (sorghum), 1591 nucleotides long. RefSeq lists its product as uncharacterized. Bases 148 to 1302 code for a protein of 384 amino acids. Lineage: Eukaryota; Viridiplantae; Streptophyta; Magnoliopsida; Poales; Poaceae. The transcript has 2 exons. The record is from RefSeq and is a predicted model, not a curated record.
CGCGACCCCCGCCUGCUCUGCUCAUCUCGUCCUCACUCCCCUCCACUCCACUCCUCCCGUGUCCCUUCGUCGCGAAGCUCCAGCAGCUGCUGCUGCAAAACCCCAAAGAGGGAAGGACGAAGCCACAGACAUUAGAGGUCCUUGUGAAUGGAAGAGGAGGGAGGGAGAGCAAAGAUGCGGCGCGUCGCGCUGUUGCUGCUCCUCGUAUGCGCGCUGGCGCGGGCUGCCGCGGUCGUCACCGACGGUCUUCUCCCGAACGGCAACUUCGAGGAUGGCCCGCCCAAGUCGGCGCUGGUGAACGGCACGGUGGUGUCGGGCGCCAACGCCAUCCCGCGCUGGGAGACCUCCGGCUUCGUGGAGUACAUCGAGUCGGGCCACAAGCAGGGCGACAUGCUGCUGGUGGUGCCGCAGGGCGCCCACGCCGUGCGCCUGGGCAACGAGGCCUCCAUCCGGCAGCGCCUCGCCGUGGCGCGCGGCGCCUACUACGCCAUCACCUUCAGCGCGGCGCGGACGUGCGCGCAGGCGGAGGCGCUCAACGUGUCGGUGAGCCCCGAGUGGGGUGUGCUCCCGAUGCAGACCAUCUACGGCAGCAACGGCUGGGACUCGUACGCCUGGGCCUUCAAGGCGAAGCUGAGCACCGUGACGCUCGUCAUCCACAACCCCGGCGUGGAGGAGGACCCCGCCUGCGGCCCGCUCAUCGACGGCGUCGCCAUCCGGGCGCUGUACCCGCCGACGCUCGCCAGGGGGAACAUGCUCAAGAACGGCGGGUUCGAGGAGGGCCCCUACUUCCUGCCCAACGCGUCGUGGGGCGUGCUGGUGCCGCCAAACAUCGAGGACGACCACUCGCCGCUCCCCGGCUGGAUGAUCGCCUCCUCCAAGGCCGUCAAGUACGUGGACGCCGCGCACUUCGCCGUGCCCCAGGGCGCGCGCGCCGUCGAGCUGGUGGGCGGGCGGGAGAGCGCGCUGGUCCAGGAGGUGCGCACCGUGCCCGGGUGGAGCUACCGCCUCGCCUUCGCCGUGGGGGACUCCGGCGACGGCUGCACGGGGUCCAUGGUCGCCGAGGCCUACGCGGCGCGCGCCACCGUCAAGGUGCCGUACGAGUCCAAGGGCACCGGAGGGUACAAGCGCGCCGUGCUCGACUUCACGGCCGUCGCCAACCGCACACGCGUCGUGUUCCAGAGCACCUUCUACCACAUGAAGGCCGACGGCACGCUCUGCGGCCCGCUCGUCGACGACGCCUCCGUCGUCGGCCUGCGCAAGAAGCCUGCCGCCGCCGGCCGCCGCCUCCUGCAGUUCCUGUAAGGUGCUUAACGCCGCGCUCGGUGGCGUGGCGCAGGCGCAGGCGCAGCGAUGGUGUAAUAUUGGUAGGCGUUUUGGUUUGGUGUGUGCGUGGUAUAUGCGUGCCGUGCGCGCCCUGUGGCUGCAGCUGCAGUGGCGUCGCGUUGGGUGUUUUCUUGUUGUGACGAACAAAGGGGUCUUCUGGCGCACCGGGAGAGGUUAAUCAACUUAUGAUAACCUGAUGAGGUGCCAGACUGAAGAUGACACGGGAUUAAUGGCAAAUGCUGCUAGUACUAUUUUUGUUCCAGACUUA